GGAGUCUUCCAAAUGCAAGUUAAGCAGUACUAGCACUUGAAUAGCGCGAACCCUUUCUCCACUGCCCGGACCACGCACGUACAUCCUCUCCUACGUACGUACGUGGUGACUUUGCGUGCGCGAGAGUGACACUGCCCCCUUUCCCACCAUCGAAUUCGCUAGCUAGCAGCGCUCCGUUCACACUUCACACGCCGCGUCCCUCCCUAUAAGUAGGCAGCUGCGUGGCGCGGCAGCAAGAUCUCAUCUCGCCGGCACGGAGGAGCUACAGCGCGUGCAAAAUGGUCAAGAACCACCCGGGCAGUGGCACUAGCAGCAGGUGCGUCGACGCUGCGGCGGUACCGGAGAGCGGCGGUAGGCGGCCGGCGGCAAUGGCGGUGAGGCAGUACAAGGGCGUGCGGAUGCGGAGCUGGGGGUCGUGGGUGUCCGAGAUCAGGGCGCCGCACCAGAAGCGCCGGAUCUGGCUCGGCUCCUACGCCACCCCGGAGGCCGCCGCGCGCGCCUACGAUGCCGCCCUCCUCUGCCUCAAGGGCUCCGACGCCGUCCUCAACUUCCCGUCCUCGUCCUCCGCCUCACCACCCUCGCCGCCGCAUUCCGUUCCCGCCGACGACCUGUCCCCGAGGUCCAUCCAGCGCGCGGCCGCCGCCGCCGCCGCGGCCUUCGAAGCCACCAGGAUCGUCGUGGACGACAGCUGCUCUUCCAGCGCCGAGGCGACGACGCCGCGGACCUCGGUCUCGGUGUCGACGCUGGGGAGCGCCGACGUCCAGGAGCACGCCACGUCCUCGAUGUCCCGCGCGGCCAGCGCUGGCUCGCCGGUGGGAGAUCACGAGGAGCUGUGGACGGACCUGGACGCCUUCGCGUCCCCCAAGCUCAUGGAUCUCAUCGCCGCCGGUCACGCCACGCCCUUCUCGUCGACCUGGGAGGAGCCCGAGGAGGACGGCGAGAUGAUGAGGCUGUGGAGCUUCUGCUAGAGCGAUGAUGCACGUACGCACCGUUUGCAAUGGAUCGACUUCGACACGCGCAUCCAUCCAUGAGUCGAUCGCCAUCCAUUGAUCAUCGAUUUUUCUCUUCUCCCAUGGAAGCUUAGCUAGCUAGGUGCAUGCAUGGAUCCUCUCUAGGCUAGCUCCAGCUAGGUCUCAGUCCAAGUCUGCUUCCACAGAUUCUUUCGUUCGUUUUUAGUGUAAGAACAUAAUACUUAUACUACCACAAUUAAUAUACUUAAUGACAUGUGUGUGUUUAUUUGGCGAGACGUCAAUAAUAAUAGUACUGCCACUA
Molecule: messenger RNA, 1272 nt
Organism: Hordeum vulgare subsp. vulgare (domesticated barley)
Lineage: Eukaryota; Viridiplantae; Streptophyta; Magnoliopsida; Poales; Poaceae
Product: ethylene-responsive transcription factor ERF014-like
Exons: 1
Coding region: 279-968 (229 amino acids)
Biological process (GO): regulation of DNA-templated transcription
Molecular function (GO): DNA binding; DNA-binding transcription factor activity
Source: RefSeq, a predicted model, not a curated record